Messenger RNA from Belonocnema kinseyi, 846 nucleotides. Its product is annotated as putative sugar lactone lactonase YvrE. The record is from RefSeq and is a predicted model, not a curated record. Gene Ontology annotation, biological process: L-ascorbic acid biosynthetic process. Lineage: Eukaryota; Metazoa; Arthropoda; Insecta; Hymenoptera; Cynipidae. Gene Ontology annotation, molecular function: gluconolactonase activity; calcium ion binding. Bases 1 to 846 code for a protein of 281 amino acids. The transcript has 5 exons.
AUGGUGACCCCAGGCGCCGGUUUCAUAUCUUUUGCUGUUCCUGUUAAAGGACAGCCUGACAAAUUCCUGUUGGGUUAUAAUCAUAAUAAUGACAAGAGAAUCUUAUUAGUCACAUGGAAUACUCACACAAAUAAUCCAGAUCCUGGAGUGGAGAUAUUAAACCGCGCCGACGAGCCAAUCGAAGAAGACACAAUUAAUUAUGGAACUGUCGGCCCACAUGGCGUACUAUGGUUUUGGACGAUGAAUAUGCACGGACAACUGCGAGGAAGUGUGUAUUCUUUCAAUCCAUUUUUGUCUCAUCCGAAAACUAGAAAACAUGUGAUUGAGGGAAAUUAUGUGAGCAAUGGACUCGUGUGGUGCCCUCUCGAUCAAAGCAGACUCUAUUACGUCGAUGCUCUGAGAAACAGAAUUCUAUUGUACCAUUAUGAUAUCCGACACAGUAAUAUUUCUGGACUAGCUGACGUCAUCUUUGAAUUGGCAUUAUGGGCUCGGUACCAUGGACAUGAUAUCAACACCAAGCAUGCCCAUUUGAGUCAUAUGGCAAUUGAUGUCAGAGGUGUUCUCUGGGUGCCUGUUUUUGGACGUUCAGAAGUCCUUGAAUUUUUUCCAUAUACGAAGACGGUUGGUCGAGUUAUUCACAUACCUGCAGCCAAAGUCAGCUCAUGCGCAUUCGGAGGCACAUACGGGGAUAUUUUAUAUGUAUCAACUUAUGGAUAUGGUUACAAUAAUUCUCGGGAUGUACGUCCAAAUGGCGAUAAUGGUGGUGCGAUUUUCGCCGUCUCUAACCUUGGCGUAAUAGGAUAUGAGGCAAAGCCAUUCUUGUUUCCUCGACCUCUAGCCCACUGA